This is a messenger RNA of Erythranthe guttata (spotted monkey flower), 2315 nucleotides long. Its product is annotated as putative membrane protein At3g27390. NCBI's taxonomy places the organism in Eukaryota, Viridiplantae, Streptophyta, Magnoliopsida, Lamiales, Phrymaceae. The record is from RefSeq and is a predicted model, not a curated record.
CUUUGCUUCGAAGUUGUAAACCUCAAAGAGAAAGAAACCAAUCUGAAAAGUGCUUUCCAGCGGCAAUUCAUCAACCGUUAAGUUCGACAAUUACAAAGAAACCCACAUUUAUUAUCCACUCUCUUAUUUUCUUUCUUAAUUAAUAAAAAUAUUAUAUAGUUUCCAUUUCAAAUCCACAAAACCCCCAUUUUUUUUUUCUUUUUUCUUUUUCUGUAAAUUAAUAUAGAAGAGAAUCAUUUGAUAAAGAACCCACUACUCCUGUCUUUGUAUCGCGUGGCAUCUUGUUCGAGAAAUAUUUUAAUUGAUUUUUGAGAUGGGUUUUUAGUGAUUUGAGUGAGAAAAAAGAAAAUAUAGAAAAGAGGAAGAAAUGGAACCACCAAGUGGGAUAUGGGCUUCUCUCUGGAACUUCAUUUUGUUCUUGCCUUUCUUCAUCGGCCUUCUCCUUCUCGGCUUCAUUAAAGGUAUAAUUAUGUUCCCCGUCGUAUUUCUGAUAAUGACAACCGGAGUCUGCGCUAUAAUACUCGGUCUUUGGCCCGUUCACUUCUUCUAUACUUAUUACUGCAUUUUAAGCACUAAACAAUUUGGUCCAGCUUUGAAGCUCGUACUUUGCAUAUGCAUUCUCGCCAUAUUAAUAGCAUGGCCGCCAAUCGGAAUAGCCUGCGGCGUUUUAGGUGGUGCCGCCUAUGGUCUUCUUGCACCAUCUUUCGCCACUUUUCAAGCUGUUGAAGAAGGGAAAACGGACAAAUUCUAUCACUGUAUUUGUGAUGGAAUUUGGAGCUCUGUUAAAGGUAGCUUCACUAUCAUUAGAGAUUUCUUGGAUGUUUGUUACUUCUCGUACUUCUCCAUUAUGGAUGAUUUACGGCGCCAAGGCCCCCCGGAGGGUAAAUAUUACGAGAUUAGCUUGUUCUACGUGCCACUGGCUUUAAUAGCUGGAGUACUCGGUGCAAUGGUUGAUCUACCAGUAAUCUCGAUUAUCGCACUAUUUAAAAGCUUCUACAUGUUAUUCAAAGGCUGGCAUCGAUUAUUCCACGACUGCAUAGGAAGAGAAGGCCCGUUUUUGGAAACUAUAUGUGUUCCAUUUGCAGGCCUAGCAAUUUUACUCUGGCCGUUGGCCGUUGUAGGAGCCGUUUUGGGCUCGAUGGUAUCGAGUAUUUUCUUGGGCGCUUAUGCUGCAGUAAUUGUUUAUCAGGAAAGGUCUUUUUGGUUUGGACUUUGUUACAUUGUCGCUUCAUUGUCGAUUUACGACGAGUACAGCAAUGAUAUUCUUGAUAUGCCCGAAGGGUCCUGCUUUCCUAGACCGUGUUAUAGAAAGAAGACUCUGCCGCAAACAACGUCUCCUCCGGCUUCGUUUUCAAGGCCAGGCUCUUUCAAAAAGCCGCCUUCUCGAACAAGUUCUAUGAAUGCACCCAUGCUUGAUUUGAAGCCACUUGAGUUAGUUGAUGCAUUGCUCGAUGAGUGCCAACGCCAUGGGGAAGUUAUGGCCUCGGAAGGGAUAAUUACUUUCAAAGAUAUCGAAGAUGCUAAGCAUAAUAAAGAUAGUGGCGGUGUAAUAAGUAUCGGUUUGCCUGCUUAUUGCAUUCUUCAGUCGCUUAUUCGAUCGGCAAAUGCUAAUUCUCCCGGUAUAUUGCUAAGUGAUGAUGUUACGGAAAUAACGUCUUCGAAUAGGCCGAAAGACACGUUUUUCGAUUGGUUUCUUAAUCCACUAUUAAUUAUUAAAGACCAGAUUAAGGCUGAUAAUCUUUCUGAAACAGAGGAGGAAUACUUAGGAAAGUUAGUUUUAUUGAGUGGCGAUCCGUCGAGAUUGAAGAAUUCGAAUAUUGGGUUAGCACCCGAAACUGAACUCAGACAAGCUGAACUUGAUGCAUUGGCUCGAAGGCUUCGAGGGAUCACUAAAUCUAUAUCAAGAUACCCGACUUUUAGACGUCGAUUUGACGGUAGCGUAAAGAACAUCCUCGAAGAGCUGGAAAAGAAGAAUGGUGGGAGCAGAAAAUCUAGAGCAAGUAAUCUGCCGAGAUCGAGAAGUAUGUUCGAUCGGAUAUUUAGCCAGAAAUCUUUGAAGGGCAAAACAAGCGACCAUCUUUCUGAUCAAGAGAACGAACCUGAAACUGACAUUGAAAUCAGAUGAACGAACUUUUCGAUUUUGUUGUUGUAUCAUAGUUCUUUUUAUGCAUAGGUAGUUUUGGCCCCCACCCCACCCCUCUUUUUUUGUAUCAAUAUUUAUAUAUAUAGUUCUUGUUCAUCUCCUUUCAAGAUUUGUAUGUACCUAUAUGUUUGAAAUGGUUUAUUCAAUUUUGGUUCCCCUUUUCACAUUUUAA